Molecule: messenger RNA, 3848 nt
Organism: Cricetulus griseus (Chinese hamster)
Lineage: Eukaryota; Metazoa; Chordata; Mammalia; Rodentia; Cricetidae
Source: RefSeq, a predicted model, not a curated record
AGCUCAUCUCCUGUCCUGGAUGUCAGCGAGUGUAUCUUACCAGAGAUGUAACUGAACAUAUUUUUCUUCAGUGCUUUCCUCCUGGGCAACCCACAAUGGCCAGGAACUGUUCUGAGUGCAAGGAGAAGAGGGCAGCACAUAUCCUCUGCACCUACUGCAAUCGCUGGCUGUGCAGCUCUUGCACAGAAGAACACCGCCAUGUCCCAACCACAGGGGGCCCACUCUUUGCACGGGCACAGAAGGGAUCUCCAGGGGUGAAUGCUGGCUCUGGGGACUUCGCCUUGUACUGCCCUCUGCACACACAGGAAGUGCUCAAGCUCUUCUGCGAGACAUGUGAUGUGCUCACGUGCCACAGCUGCCUAAUGGUGGACCACAAAGAGCACAGGUGCAGACAUGUUGAAGAAGUUCUACAAAACCAGAGGAUGCUUCUGGAAAGUGUGACUACGCAGGUGGCACAUAAGAAAUCCAGCCUUCAGACAUCUGCAAAGCAAAUUGAAGACAGGAUUUUUGAAGUGAAACAUCAGCACAGGAAGGUGGAAAACCAGAUCAAAAUGGCCAAGAUGGUCCUCAUGAAUGAGCUGAACAAACAGGCCAAUGGACUCAUAGAGGAACUUGAGGGCAUUACUAAUGAGAGAAAGAGGAAGCUGGAGCAGCAGUUACAGAGCAUCAUGGUUCUCAAUCGUCAGUUUGAGCAUGUGCAGAAUUUCAUCAACUGGGCUGUCUGCAGCAAAACCAGCGUUCCUUUCCUUUUCAGCAAAGAGCUGAUUGUAUUCCAGAUGCAGCGGCUGCUGGAAUCGAGUUGUAACACAGAUCCUGGCUCUCCUUGGAGUAUCAGAUUCACCUGGGAGCCCAACUUCUGGACCAAGCAGCUGGCUUCCCUUGGAUGCAUCACCACCGAGGGUGGACAGCUGUCCCGGGCAGAUGCUGCAGCUGCUUAUGGGACCUUACAGGGGCCAUCAUCCUUUUAUCAGAGCCACCAGGCCCCCAUGGCUCAGCAGGAGUCUCUCAGCCAUCCCUCACACAAGUUCCAGCCUCCAGCACUGUGCUCCUCGUCUGUCUGCUGCUCCCACUGCUCCCCAGUCUCACCUUCCCUCAAAGGCCAGGUGGCCCCACCCAGUAUCCAGCCAGCUCACAGUUUCCGGCAGCCCUCUGAAAUGGUGUCCCACCAGCUGGGGUCACUGCAGUGUUCCACCCUGCUGCCCAGGGAGAAAGAGCUAGCCUGCAGUCCUCAUCCACCAAAGCUGCUGCAGCCUUGGCUAGAACCACCGCCUCCCACAGAACAGGAGAAUGCAUCCCAACGGCCAGGACAGCAGCUGGUUUCCCAGCCUGUGUGCAUCGUCCCUCCACAAGACGUUCAGUCGGGAGCUCAUGCCCAGCCCACAAUACAGACACCCUCCAUCCAAGUUCAGCUGGGCCACCAGAAGCUGAAGCUCAGCCACUUUCAGCAGCAGCCACAGCAGCAGCCACCACCCCCACCUCUACUUCCUCCACCCACCCAGCAUGCACCUCCACCCUUGCCUCCAACCCAGCACCUGGCUUCCAGUCAGCACGAGAGCCCUCCUGGACCUGCUUGUUCCCAGAACAUGGACAUUAUGCACCACAAGUUUGAGCUGGAGGAGAUGCAGAAGGACUUGGAACUUCUCCUUCAAGCUCAGCAACCCAGCCUGCAACUGAGUCAGACCAAGUCUCCUCAGCAUCUUCAGCAAACCAUUGUGGGGCAGAUCAACUACAUCGUGAGGCAGCCAGCACCUGUCCAGUCCCAGAGCCAGGAGGAUACGCUUCAGGUUACAGAGGAGCCACCAGCAUCUGAGGGCCCAAAGCCUGUUCUACCCCUUGACAAGAAUACUGCUGCUGCCUUGCCCCAGACACCUGCGGAGGAAACUUCUCACAGUGUCCCUCCAGUGGACAGCACUUCCCAGCACUCCUCUCCAAAUGUGGUGAGAAAGCACUCCACCUCAGUGAGCAUCAUGGGCUUUUCCAACACUCUGGAGAUGGAGCUGUCAUCCACCAGGCUGGCGAGGACCAUAGAGCCACAGAUCCACAGGGUGAGCGGCCUGACAGCUGGUCCCACCCACACAAUUCCGAGCCUGCUGAGUGGCCCACCACAAACUGUGUCUAGCCUGAUGCAUGUUUCAAACCAUGCUGUGCCCAGCCCAGUCAAUCACCUGCAACCCGUGCCAAAUCUUGUAUGUGGCACACUCCAGUCCAUGCCCAACCUGAGGGGUGAUUGCUCCCAGGCCAUUACAAGCCUGGCAAGCAACCACUCACAAGCUGGGCCCAGCCUAAUGUCUGGGCACACCCAGGCUGUGCCGAGUCUGGCCACUUGUCCUCUGCAGAGCAUGCCUCCAGUUUCUGACAUACAUUUGGAGACUAGAUCCACUUCCAGUCCUAGCUCUGGACAAACUGCAGAGAGUGUGGGCUCCAAGGAUGGGGCCGAGUCCUCCCUGGGGAAUGCCCUAUGUAAGAUGGAAAGUGAGGAUUGCUCUAGCUUCACAGACUCAAUAGGACAAGUCUCCACAGCCUCCAGUCUGGAUGUUCCCAAGGAUUUGGUUAUUCCCUCAGAACUGGAGGAACCAAUUAACCUCUCUGUGAAAAAACCUUUUCUCGUGCCAGUGAUCAACACAUCUACUGCUCUACAACAGUACCAGGACCCAAAAGAAUAUGAGAAUUUUGAACAAGGAGCCCUGGAGCUGGAUACAAAAGAGAAUUCAAGCGUCAGAGCCAUCAGUAGUGAUCCCAGGAUUCCCUACGUGCGACUGGAGCGGCUCAAGAUCUGUGCUGCCUCAUCAGGAGAGAUGCCUGUGUUUAAGCUGAAGCCCCAGAAGAACAGCCAGGAUGGGAGCGUCCUGCUGGUGAUAGAGUGUGGCACCGAGUCCUCUAGCAUGUCCAUUAAGGUCAGCCAGAACAGCCUGUCUGAUGCCACCCAAGGCCCAGGGCUAGGGGGAAGAAAGGUCACUGUCACAUCUCUGGCUGGGCAGCGGCCACUAGAUGUGGACAGUGCAUCUUCUGAAGAACACAGACUCAUCCCCCGAAGUCUUGGAAACAAAAAGUACACCCCAGCCCCCAUAGAGAAUGAGGACUUCUGUGCUGUCUGCCUCAAUGGUGGAGAGCUGCUGUGCUGUGACCGCUGCCCCAAAGUGUAUCACCUUUCCUGCCAUGUGCCAGCCUUGCUCAGCUUCCCAGGGGGAGAGUGGGUGUGCACCCUGUGCCGCAGCCUGAUGCAGCCUGAGAUGGAGUACGAUUGUGAGAAUGCUCGCUAUAGUCAGCCGGGAGUUCGGGCACCUCCUGGCCUGAGCAUGUAUGACCAGAAGAAGUGUGAGAAGCUGAUCCUGUCCCUGUGCUGCAACAACCUCAGCCUGCCCUUUCACGAACCAGUCAGCCCCCUGGCCAGACAUUAUUACCAGAUUAUCAAGAGGCCCAUGGACCUAUCGAUUAUCCGGAAGAAGUUGCAAAAGAAGGACCCAGCUCACUACACCACUCCAGAGGAAGUGGUGUCAGAUGUGCGCCUCAUGUUCUGGAACUGUGCUAAGUUCAAUUAUCCUGACUCGGAGGUUGCAGAGGCUGGUCGCUGUCUGGAAGUAUUCUUUGAGGGCUGGCUAAAGGAGAUCUACCCAGACAAAAGCUUUGCCCAGCCCCAGCAAGACGAUUCAGACUCCGAGGACUUAUCUGGAGAGAGUGGCUGUACCACCCCUCAGGGCUUCCCGUGGCCUCCCUACAUGCAGGAAGGCAUCCAGCCCAAGAGGCGGCGGCGACAUAUGGUAAAGAGCUGCUGCCAUCCAGUGGGCAGGGAGAAUGAAAAGACAAAGAGAAUGUCGUUUCGCCUGGCCAACAGCAUUUCGCAGGUGUGA